This is a messenger RNA of Porites lobata, 1008 nucleotides long. NCBI's taxonomy places the organism in Eukaryota, Metazoa, Cnidaria, Anthozoa, Scleractinia, Poritidae. The record is from the annotation of a GenBank genome assembly.
AUGCUGUUUAGCUCCAUAACUAAAGCCACCGGGCUGUGGAAUCCACGGAAAAGCCCCUAUACUAUUCUUUGUGCCUUUUUUGUCGCUUUAAACUUCCUGUCUCUGGUAGCUGAAAUUAUAAUUCCAAGCGUUUGCGGGCCCUUUGUAGAUCGUUGUGUGACACAAAAAAGCCGCGCGACAAAUGUGACAAGCAAUAAUGACAAUGCCAGUGAAUCCAAUGCUGCCAAGAUCUACGAAAUAACAUUGGCAUUCGAUGCGUGGAACGCUUUAUCUGACACAAUGACAUACAUUCUUUUAAUCCACACCUUAUGCCGCGUACAACAACAAAUGCCCUUGCUUUCUCUUGCCUCAGCGAAAGCGAAAGUGUCACGACGCGAGUGGUUGUUUAUUAACGUGAUGUUCAUUAUUUGCUCAACUACUAUAACUAUUGCAAGCGCACUUCGAAUAUCGAUUGUCGAAUCCAGCAGAAUGAGGUUUUACGGAACGUUCGGUUCGGGUGUUUUAAUUGUUUACCUGACAGCAUUCAUAUGUACUUGCGUGUUUGUAGUGUUGACAUGUGCGAUGAGUAGUUUAGUCGAUGUAUGUUUCAAUGAAAUUUGUUCUAUGAGUCACGCAACACUUAAUAAGAUCAUCGCCUUACAUCAGAAGUUGUGUGGCCAACUUUCGACCGCCUCCCAAAUUUUAGCACCAUGGUUUCUUGUUCACUGGCUAAUGUUUGGUGCUAACUGUAUUGCAGUAUUUGCCUUCGAUUCCAUGCAUUUUGAAUUUUUAACUCAUAAGUUUAGUGGUGCACCUACUGUGUUUAUGGCGGUAGCUUUUGUCCUUAAUUUUGCUUUAUUUUUGGUACCGUGUGUUUUUGCGUCAAGGGUGACUUGGAAGUGCGAAGCUCUCCUGUUCAAACCGAACAACAUGACCGCGAGAGACUGGAACGAGGAGCACCCUUUUUGUGAACGCACCAAUGUGAAUGCAUUUCUAUUUUAUGCUGAACGGAGUAAGUGUGGAUUUCAG